UUUGUUCUUCAGUAUCACUUUGUUAUCCCCCCCCAACCUUUUCACCUAGUUGGAUUAUUCACUCUAUAUUGCCAAGCCUCAGCCAAUGUCUUAGUCUGUUAUUAUAUAUGUGUGCAUUCCUUCAUUUCAUAACAAUGUCUGCAAUCACGUAUUUGGCUUAAAACGCAGAUGAAUUCUGCUGAAACCAAUGAAUUCAAUAAAUCCUGCUCCACUGGUGUUCGUCGGUUUCUAAAAGCUUGUGUCGGAAAUAAAUAUUUCAAUUAUAUGUCUAAUGAUCACUGUGGACAAAUUGUUCAGAUAUGUUGUCAAGUUGUCAAAUGGUUUAUCGUGGAGUUUUGUCAUGAUGGAAAAUAAUUCAUGCUCAUACUUUGAAUCUGAGACUACAGAAUCUGUUUAUUCGACUAUGGACCGGGGGCUUAUCAAACUUCAGCCAUUAUUUAUUAAAGAAUUACAACUGGCCGUUAUCGCCACUUGGCAUGAUAUUCCAUGUCGAUCACUUCGCCUUGCCGCAAAACGUGGAGUAGAUUCACUUUGUUUCACAUUCCUAAUGCCAUUUAAUGCAUUUUGGACUGGACUCGGAUUCACAUUGCUUCUUUUCAUUCCUGCCAUCAUCUUUGCUGUUAAAUUAGCUGGUUUGUAUCGUAAAACAGAAAAAUAUAGUCGUGAUUAUGAAGAACCGGAUUACAUUUCAUAUCACGGCUUCUAUAUGAGACCACCAACAGAUUAUCAGGACAAUCCACAGAAACCCCGAAACAAAUCUCGUAAACAUAAAGGUUAUGUGGCUGUUCCGAACCCAGGGGCCUAAAAGGUAGACUUCACAGUUUCCCGGAAAUUCGUAAUUUAACUUCUUUUAAUUUAGUUUUGGUGUCUGCUGCUGUACACUCACUCAACCGCUGAUCUAUUUUUCCACAGCUCUCCUAUUCUACUUUCAAUUGACCAGCUAACUACACUAGCUGCUUGUUGUUUGCCUACCAAACCCGUGCGUGUGAUACGCUUUUUCACUACACUUGUGUGUGUUGUUUAGUUGUAUUAACAUAUAAUGCCCAGGUACUUGUUACCUCAUUUUUGUUAUAAUGCAAAGGCUUACGCGUCAUUUGUUCUUUUUUCAGGUUGUGUUUUGCCCAACUUAUUGUUCGCCAAGUUUUUUUAUAGCAUGGUGAUUUUUAAAACCCAUCUCUCACUUGCUUUGGUUAUCUCAGUUUCCAGUAUUUUAGGACCUGAACGUCUAGUGUAUGCAUUUAAUUUUCUCAGUGUAGCGUAGACCAUGGCGAUUAAGUGUUCCUUAAGCAUCUCUCAUAUAGUACAAAUUUGUUUGAAAGAAAGCUAAACCACAUCAAGUCAUGCAUACUUUUAAAUCAUCAAAAUCAGAAGUCUGUUGGCUUAUUUCAUAUAGCACCAACUUGAGUGAUUUAAUGAUUAUAUGUGUUAGUAAAGGUACUUGUUGACUUUUGGUUUUAUUCAUCCUUCAGUUUAUUUCGAAAUGGUGUUUUCCAUUGACCAAUUUUAUUUGAAACACGCAAAAUACAAGCUGAACAAAAAUAAAAACACGCAUGAAAUCGUAGAAAUAAAGUUUAGAAUUUAUUCAACUUUGGUUCAUUAAAUCCACCUGCCUCACUUCCAUCGAUUGUGGUUAAAGGGUUUCUGGAUUAUGGGGGCUGUUGCUCAUUGAGCUAGGCUGUUGCUUUCCGACCUAUGAGUCACGAACCCAACUUGACCGGACGAGAUUUGGGCGGCGACAGCAUCGUUAGCUGUCACAUAAUAGGUGUGGCUCAUUAUCUUCUGCGUGAGAGUGCACAAGAUUACUGAGUGGAUUUCGGUUUCUGGAUCUGGAUACAGCGUGAUGUCACGGCAUCGUUCUACCGAAUAUCAGUCAAAAUCAACUAGGGGGAAUAUGUACUUCGGCUGUAAUAUGUGGUAUUUUCUCUUUCACUGUCGGAGCUAAUUUUGAUAUCCAAGUUUCGCUUUUAUGAAGUCAGUGACUGUAUGACUUACAGAAUAUAUCUCAAGAUACAUACAUAAUUCCUCAGUAGAGUAUUACAAUAUUCUCAUUCUUGAUGUUAUUGGUGUUGUAAUAUAGUGGUAAAUGGACACGGCAUAUUGUUCAUUUUUUGCUAGCUGUAUUACAUUCUAAACAUCGAUGUCGACUUCAUCUUUCAGCGCAGCUCCAUGAGGGAUGGGGGAUAGUUUUGAUGUUCGUUGUGCAGCUUACAGAAGAUGUUAUGUUCGUCUGUGAUCAAACUUACGGCAUUUCAGAACGGCUACUGAUACCACCUGUUUGCUGAAAAAGUCACACUUUCAUACAAUUCUUUCCUUUCACAAAAUUAAAUGGAGAGAGAACAACAGAAGGGAUCCAUUUAAUUUCAUGGUUUCCCAUGAACAGAGAAAUACAUCACAACUGGGAACAAUAUGGAACGGUAUUCCGUUGAUAGUAAAAGCAUAUUCUGCCACAAAAAUGGACUGCUUUCAGGUAAUGUUGCACUAACAGAAUACUUACGCAACAGGUUGAAAAGGUGUAAAUAAUGCAAGUUUGGGCGCAUUGAAAAAUCCCCCUGGUGAUGACAGUACAGUCUCAAUCAAUAUAACAUUUGAAAUGAUAGUUCAUAAAUAAUGUGUUGUUUAUCAGCUGUAACAACCUAAGAAUCUAAUUUUCUACUAUUUAGCAAUGAUUAUUCAAUACCCCAAUAUCACUCAAACUUUGUGACCACUUUUAAAUUGUUAUGAUAGAUUGUGGAAUAUGACCGAUGUGGACCUGUAUGCCACUGUCCUGGCAGUACAUGAAAUGGCAACUGACUGUGACCCAUUUGAUCAAUACAAAUAGCUUCUUAUAUCAUAGAGUAACAGUUCCGUGAGACUUUAGUUUUUUGUCAUGGAGAUGCAUUUUGUAUUUCUGAUUCUCUUGUUACAUGAGCUGUUAUGAUCUUGAAACCUGUUCUAAAAUCUGUAUUGAAAGCAGAAAGCGAUAUCUUUUUAUUCAUCACCACCUGUUUUUUGACUAUUGAGUAAUCAUUGCUAGAUAAUAGAAAAUUAGAUUCUUCGGUUGUUACAGCUGAUAAACAACACAUUGUUUAUGAACUAUCAUUUCAAAUGUUAUAUUGAUUGAGACUGUACUGUCAUCACCAGGGGGAUUUUUCAAUGCGCCCAAACUUGCAUUAUUUACACCUUUUCAACCUGUUGCGUAAGUAUUCUGUUAGUGCAACAUUACCUGAACGCAGUCCACUUUUGUGGCAGAAUAUGCUUUUACUCUCAACGAAAUAUCGCAGUUGUGACUUAUUUCUCUUUUCACUGAAAGCAGUGUAAAGGCUUUUCUUAAAAUAAAGUUGAUUGUAUUGUUUUAGUAUUCCAUUGGUGAUGUAAAUGUGAAUUUUUUAAAUUCAAACUGACUUUUCAGUAUGUGAAUCACUUCGGUUACAUGCCUAUUUAGUUAGCCCUUUUGUCCACUGGCCAGUGAAUCGACUGGGAAUUGCGGUAAUAGUCCUACUUUGGUAUAACAAUAUUCGAGUUUUUUCAACUUCCAAAAUAUAUCUUGCAUCUCAGACGUUUGACCUUAAAUUUCAAGUUUGAUCUCGAAUUAAUCCAUGUGAGUUAUACCUGCCAGUUUGUUGUGUUUGAGAGUUGUUUGAACGCUACCCCUUUCUUCGAUAGCUUCCUCUUAUUCAUCAAGUUGUCAGUGAUUGGUGUGAGUAAAUUACAUAUACAAUUGUGUUAUUAUUUUGCAUGCUGACUAACUUGAUUUAUACUUUUGUCCCAGUACACAAACUGACGUGUUUAUGACCUAUUGUUCUACAUAUAAGGAACUGUAAGCAUUCAAAGAUGGCUGAAAUGUUUGACUACCAUUUGUGAUUUUAGUGAUAAAGAUGUUUGUUACCGCAGGCAUCAAUAUGGCCUAUUGAAAAUCACAACGAAAUCAAGUGAAGGUAAAAGUUUUCAGGUGAAGGAAACUACUUGACUGUUUCAAUAGUCAGCCUUUAGGUAAGUACUGUAUAGGAUCGUGUGGAGCAGUUAUCGUACAAGUUGGAUCUUGUGACUAAUGUAGAAUGCAUGAAUGUUGAUUAUUGAAGGUGAUGGAUAACAAAGCUGUGAACAAAAUAUAUUUUGCAGAUAAAAACUUGAAUUUUUUUAAAAUGCUGUGGAGUUUUCCUUUCGAACUUUUGUUUCGAGAUGUGAUCCCAUCCGUUUAAAAUCAUACAAUUCCUUUUUAUUUACACCUCUGUUAUAGCAAAAAGCCAGACCAAUGGAUCUAGUGCGCGAAAUUCACAACCACGUUAUCAACAAGUUUCUGUGUAUCCAUAUGAUGCUUAUGAGUAGUAGUCAGACCAGUGAAAAACAUAGUGUAUGCAUAUUAAACGAAAUAAUUUCUCAAUUAAAACCUGAUUUAUCUAUGAACCAUUUGCUUUUCUCGUUGUCACCAACAUCAUAACGUUUUUCGAAUGUAACCCCACUAUGCAGAUUUUUAUCCAACCUUUUUGUGUAUUAUAUUUCACGUUAAUGUCAGGUCUUACUACUGUCUAUUUAAUCGCGCUUUAAAGAAUUACCUAAGUCAUAGUGUUACUCCUUCCAGUUUCAUUUUUGAUUACAUGUAGUCUUACUGAUUUUAUUGUUGUUGUUGUAGUCUAGCUUCAGAAUUUGGAAUUGUUUUUCCUCUUACCAAUAAUUACCUUGUGUUCUUCUCUAUCUAAAGUCUUGAGUAAAUUUGCUCAACCCAUUGUACAUGUAUGCAAGUGUGUUUUUGUUUUAACACACUAGUUAUGCUUUUUUAUCUCCUGCAUAAUUUGAAUUUCUGUUUUAACUUUUUUCUACAUACGUGCUUGUAUGUAUCUGCAUUCCCUUUGGCUUGCAUUCACUGUGGUGUGAUUUUUUUGAUACUCUUUCGUUGAGCAAUUAUAUGUAGUCUGCGGUUUGUUAACAUCCACGCGUUUUUUCUAACUACAAUACCAGUUUUCAUAAUCCCUUAAAAAACAUUUUGAACUCGAAUAGUAUGCUGAAGUAUUUAUAUAUGCGAUGAUUUCUUGUGGAAGGAAAAGAUUGAACAGACAUGAAUCGUCAUUUUUAAAUAGUUCACCUGUCUUUUAUUCUUUGGGUUAUUUUAUUUUUCUUUGUGGAUAAGGAUCUUUGUUAUCUAUAUUUAUAUACAUGAUUCAGUAUGUUGCGUAUUCUUUUGCAAAUUGUUUGAAAUAUGAAAAAUCUCAUUCUUUUUCAUGCAAUUAUUCAACUACAUUUUUGAUGCGGUCUUAUUCAUUUGAUACUUCCUAUUGAACAAGUAAAGCAUUAAUUUUCUAGUAUAUGCAAAUCA
Heterobilharzia americana is the source of this 5290-nucleotide messenger RNA. NCBI's taxonomy places the organism in Eukaryota, Metazoa, Platyhelminthes, Trematoda, Strigeidida, Schistosomatidae. The record is from the annotation of a GenBank genome assembly.